Messenger RNA from Corticium candelabrum, 5757 nucleotides. RefSeq lists its product as uncharacterized. The record is from RefSeq and is a predicted model, not a curated record. Gene Ontology annotation, cellular component: nuclear body. Gene Ontology annotation, biological process: termination of RNA polymerase II transcription. The transcript has 16 exons. The coding region runs from base 42 to 5531 and encodes 1829 amino acids. Gene Ontology annotation, molecular function: transcription termination site sequence-specific DNA binding; helicase activity. NCBI's taxonomy places the organism in Eukaryota, Metazoa, Porifera, Homoscleromorpha, Homosclerophorida, Plakinidae.
GGCUGGUUGUUUAUGCAGCUUGUGAGUGGCUACCUGUACUUAUGUCGCAUGCUCAGGUGCAACGACCUUUUGAUGACUAUAGUGAUGAAUUGAACAUUCAUUUUCGUAAUUUACCACUUCUCUCUCGACUAGCUCGAAAAGUUCUACUGUUUGUGAUCAAACUUGCUCCUGAGGGUAGAUUAAAGAAGCAACUGUUGGCAUAUAUUCCUAGUCUGCAGAAAAAGACUUCAUGCAGGAAUGAACCGAUACUUACCAUAUAUAGUCUGUCUGAGAAGGAGACUAAACAGUUUGUUGACUUACUGGAAGAGGUACUGAAAGAAGUUUGCAAAAGACAGAGAGAAUGCACUGACAUUCAAUCAACACAAAAUGACAAGUACUUACUGGACCAGCGAAGUGGAAGUCCUCUCUUGUUUGAUGAACAGUCUAGCUGUGAGGAAUCCCACACAUUCAAAGUGAAGUUGGAAGUUGACAAUACAAACUCAGGGAAGCUGCAAAAUGAUGGAUUUCAUACAUUGUCCCCAGCAAGACAUCAGGACAGUUUCAAAACAGUAAACAGUCCAGCAAUAAGCAACAGCAGUGCGACAAAGACUUACAACAUAUCCAGUGAUGACAAGGUUAAAGCAGUGUCUUCUGAUGAAAAUGACAAAAUGUACAGCUUGCUUAGUGAAACAGCUAGUGAAACAGAUGAUGAUGUGCUACUAGUAAAGGCAAAACCUAGUAGUGAUUUAUUUAGCAGCUAUGACAGUGAAAGCAAUGAAAGUAACAAAGAUUCGACAAUAAUAUCAAGUAAAACAUUGUCUGUAGAAUGUCAGGAGAGCACUAGUGACAAUGAUGUACCAAUCUCAAGGCUGUUUAGGCAUGCUCGUCACAUUAUAUAUAGUGAUGAAAGCUCUGACUCAGAUGACAUUUGGAAACCAUUGCGAAAGAAAAGAGUGCGUAGUAGAAGAAAGAGAACAAUGGCUAUAGCAAACUUUGAGGAAUCUCACGACGAAUUUAACACAACAGCCAGUGUUAAGUCCACUCCACUGAUUCAAGGUAAAAGAACACCGGUGCUUCGGAUAGCACCCAUUUUACCAUUAGGAGUAUACAAACCUUCACAGAGAGUCAAUAUCCCUGUAACCCAAUCUAUGACAACCACAGAUCAGAAGAGUCUCAUUGACUUGCAACAAGUCGAGACAGUCCAAAAAAGAGGUGAUUGUGUCAGAAUUUCUUCUCGUAAAUCCAAUCUUCAAUCUAAACAGACAACUUCUUCUCAACUAGUCUGUUUAAAGUUUCAGAUGCCAUCUAUUACAUCUCUUGUCAAUAGACACAGCUCUACUUUGCACAAUGCACAUUCUGAUGACAAACAAGUUGAGGUACCUGAUGAUAUUCAUUUUCCAAAUGAAAGGAUUACAAGUGUGACUAAAGUUAAAAUACUAGAAACCAUUGAUCAAGACAUAGAAACUAAGCUGGAGAAUGGCAUAGAUCAAAUCAAGGAGCAAUCCUAUGGUAGUGACUAUAAUAUCACUGACUAUUUGUUGGAUGACAAUGAUCAAGAUAUUAUGGCAUUUUUUGAUGAGUGGGAAUACACUGAUCCAGAGACUGUUAAUGAAAUGAACAGAUUUGAUUCAAUGAGUUGUGUUGCAGCUGAUCUCACUGAACAGGUAGAAAAUGCAAGUUUAUCUAAGGAAACCAAACCACUCGACAAGACACAAGAAGACACUGGCCUGGAAAUUGAAGAGACCAUUGGGAAACAUGAGACAAAACAACAUGAAACAAAACAAGUGCAGAAAUCUACUUCCAUCCAGCAACCAGAAUUUAAAGUUCCAGCUGUGCCUACAGCAGUGUCUACAUUAGACAAGCAACGGUCUCUGUCACAGAGUUUCUUGCCAUCUACUGGAGCAAAAAGUGUGACAAGUGUAUUACCUAAUCCUACAUUGCCAAGUCAGGUGCAAACAAGACCCUUCCGUCAGUUGACAGUAGAUGAUUUACUACUUGAAGUCUUGUCCUGGGACCCGAACUAUGUAACUCAAUAUGGACAACAGAAUGGCAUCAACUCAGUAAAGCCUCCUCAUAAUUUGACAAGACUGGUGCAAGUUUCAGAUAUGUUUUUAUCAUUUCAAACAUAUCUUGAUGCAUUUCAGUCACUUUUGUGCCUCGAGUUGUGGGAAAUCAUGACAAGAGGACUGCUACAGAAACAGUGUAAGAAACCUCUCUUUCUAGCUGUUGUAACAAAUGUCCACCAAAGUGCUGAUCAGGCCAUUUCCUCUCUUUGUUGUGAAGGACAAAUAUUGUUUGAUGACAGCCAAACGUGGAACCAUAUUGUGAAUGGAGAUCUUGUUAUGGUCACUGUUGUGAAAUCUCCUCUACGCCCAAUAAAAUGUCCACCUGUUCUUGCAAUAGUUGAACACGUAGAGAAACAUUUAGGAUCAGCAUUGGAUACAUCAUCUAUGAGCCAGUGCUCACAACCAGGUGAAGAAAAUAUGACUGUGACUUUGAAGAUGAGGCAAUGUCACUGGAUGUCUAAGAAUAAGGAAACUGUGGAGCUGAAGUUUGUUGAGUCACUAAUGACAGCAAAGAGGCAAUGGCUAGGACUGAUUGUAGCCUAUAAAAACUUGCUAAUCAAGGAUAUUCUCUGUCCUUCAUGUCCACAACAUUUCUGCUCUGAAGAGGCAGUAUCUAAACCUGAAAUGCUAACAACGCCGUACAAUCAAUUCAAUAUAUUUAAUGAGUCACAAUCUCAGGCUAUUGUUGCUGCCACCUUGUCUAGUCUGAAGGUGUAUUCACUUCCAAGAAUCUGUCUGCUACAGGGUCCACCAGGUACAGGGAAAACUCAUACUGUCAUAGGCGUACUGAAGACAAUUCUGCAGGAAGGACAACAGAACACGAGUGGCAAAGUUCGUGUGCUGCUUUGUGCACCCUCGAAUGGAGGAAUUGAUGAACUAGUUCGAAGACUCAUUCCAGAAAUAAAGCUUUGCAUUGGUAGAAAACAGGUGGAAGGUCCAACUGGCCAUGUAUUUUCUCAAGACACUCAGAUUGUUCGCAUUGGGAGGCCAUCUGCUAUCCACUCUGAUGUCAAGCCAUUUAGUUUAGAUUCUUUAGUCGAUCAGAGAUUGUCACAGGAGGUAGCAGCAUUAGAAAAUCAAGCCGUAACUAAUUUAAGAGCAGAGCGUGAAAAUAUUGAGCGUCAGCUGGAUGAGGUGGAAAAGAACGUAAUGAUUCAGAAGGGUCGCAGAAUGCUUAGCAGAGAACCACAGUCGACUGUUGAGGUCAGUCGUUUAGAGGAGAUGAAAGCACAGCUUCUUGAUCGCAGGGCACAUACUGAACGCCAGUGUCGUCAAAUUAGAGGGAGGGUAAAAGAUCUUCAACGACAGAGAUCACGGAUAAUGAGGGACAUUAUACUACAGGCUGAUAUAGUUUGUUGCACUCUGUCUGGUAGUGGCAGUCAUCAUCUGAGUAAUAUACUGAAGAACAGAAGAGGAGUGAAUGCUUUGCCUCAUUUCUCUUGUGUAGUUGUUGAUGAAGCAGCUCAAUGUUGUGAACUUGACAUUUUAAUUCCAUUGCAGUAUGGCUCAUCAAAGCUUAUUCUUGUUGGUGAUCCACAACAACUACCAGCUACAGUAUUUUCACAGAAAGCCGAGUCUUUUGGUUAUGGGAGAUCAUUGUUUGAGCGUUUCUAUGAUUGUUUCCAAAGGACCAGGGAUAAGUCACCAAUAUUGAUGUUGAAUACACAGUAUCGCAUGCAUCCGGCCAUUUGCAGCUUUCCAUCCAAGAGGUUCUACAAUAACAGACUCAAAUCAUGCAGUUCUCUGAGUGAGACAAAAGGCUGGAAAUUCAGGCCCUGGUUGGUCUUUAAUAUGUUGAAGGGAAAAGAAGAGUGCAGUGUGCCAGGGGCAAUAAGCAACCUUGUAGAAGCAGAAAUGGUUAUUGAACUGUGUGGUGUAAUAAGCAAAUCAGUCAGUGAAUUUCGUAUUGGAGUAAUUACACCAUACAAUCAUCAACGACGGCUGAUUUCAGGGAAGUUGAAGAAUCUAGGACAGCAUGAAAUAGAAGUGAACACAGUUGAUGGAUUCCAAGGGCGAGAAAAAGAUGUCAUACUGUUGUCUUGUGUGAGAGCCAGGCAAACAGCAGGAGGAAUUGGCUUUCUUUCGCAUCGACAGAGGCUUAAUGUUUCUUUAACAAGAGCAAAGAAGACUCUUGUUGUUAUUGGGCAUUUGGAAUCUCUCCAAGUGAAUGCAGACUGGCAAGCAUUAUUUAAUGAUGCCACGGAGCGUCAUGUUGUAGUAGAUGUUGAUGACACAAAUUAUAGUGAAGCAGCUAAAGCUUUGCUGUUGUCUGGUAAAUUGAACCCUAGAGAACACUCUGGACUGCAGGUACGCCCCAUUGAUUCCACAAAGCAUCCUUCAGUGGCUGCAGUCAAGCCACAGCAACAUAGUCAGAGUGAUCAGGAGAACACUGCAGUCCCAGUAAGUCAGCAGAGAAAUUUCAACAAAGAACCACAAAAAGAAAACUCUAAAAUAUUGCACUCUCAUGACCCUGUAACAACGACAGAUCUCAAGGAUGCCCCUGUGAAACAGAGUAGUACUGACAGUUGUUCACCUGUUAAGUCAAAGGAAUUAUCAUCAGUAAUUACAUGCAAUAAUGUCAUGAUGAGUUCUCAUAUUGAAACUGUAUCUGCACCAUCUUGUCUUGUAAAGGUACGGAGUACAGCUAAGAAACCUGCCCAUAAGGUGGAUAUUCAGAGGAAAACUUUAUGUGAAGUCCUCAAAGAGCGAUUUACAGAUGACUUGGACAAUCCAUCAGUAUCACCAAGUUUUAGGCCACAUAGUGAUAUUGAAAAAUCAUCAUCUCUAAAGCAAAGACAUGGUCUAAGUCUAGCUGACACUUCCAAGUCAGUGUUCUAUCAGGCAGUCACUCAUAGCUCAACUGCUCAAAACAAAUCCAGUGCACAGACACAGAAACUGCAACACACGUGUCAGUUAAAUGUUCCAAGGGUGAAACCUCCAAAGCAAAGAGUAAGCAUCCCCUUAACAAACAGUGACCAGGCUACAGUGAAGUCUCUGUCAACUGGAUGGUGUAGCUUAAUACCUCCUAUUGAAAAGAGGUAUAAUUCAGCGAGUAAAAGUGAUACAAAGUCAACAAAACUAAGAACUUUUCGGUCCCGGCCAGCAAACAAACGAUUGUCAACAUUAAAUGCUCCCAAGCAACUUCCUAAACGUACAAAGAGGUCUGAGAAAUCAACUAAUAGCUUUGGAAAUAGACCAACUAUUGAAUCAACGUAUGAAGGCAAGGGAUAUACAGUCCUCUUGAAGCCUCAUGAAAGAGUAGCACAUGCUCAAGCAGCAACAGCAAGUAAGCGGAAAGCGUUUCUUCAUUCCAACUAUUACCCAAGACCUAAACAGCCAACCAUAGUUGACAGUGCUUCUACAGCUCAAAGCAGGGAAAUACAAGGUACUCCUAAGCAGACUGGCCACAGUGCAACCAACCGAUCAUCGACAGAUGUGUUGGGUAGUAUCAUAAGUGAUAUGCGGAAGGAUCCUAGCUAUGGCUAAAUGUUGGAGUGAAUUCUUAGUUAUAGUUGUAGUUCUGAAUGCUGUUCAAUGGAGCUGCAAUCUUGCACUGCACUGUUGGAAACAACAGCCUCAUUUGUGUUUCAGAAACUCUUAAAAUUUAGUAUUAUAGUUGUACUUUGUAAUACAUAAUCAGUUUCUUAAGUCUCCAUAGUGACCUUGUCAUCUUUCCGUGAUCUUGAUGUAGAAUUUACUAUUUCACGUCUGA